AAACAAUGUACACAUAUGCACAUGGAGAAUCUGCUCAGAGGUGUUCACCUGCAACGCAGCUGCUAUAGAGCUAUUGAUGCAGGAGGAAACACAAGCGAGAUGUCUGCGCUCCGGUGGCUUGCGGUGGCUUCAUCAUCAGCACCACAAGAGCAGCAGAGAAAUCGACCAACCGACCAAUCGAGCAACCUUCAGAAAUCGACUGAAGACACAUCACUUUCAUUUACACCUGACCUUGCAUUGCUACCACUUACUUUUUCUCUUAUUCUGUUCUUUCAUAAUGUUUCCUUUAUAUAAAAAAUAACCACGCCUCAUGUACUGUGUUAGGUUGCCCGAGACAAGAUUCAGAGCAAUUAUGUACUGCUGCCCUUUUGUUGAUGUGAUUGCUUCCACCUCAUUUGUAAAUCGCUUUGGAUUAAACCGUCUGCUAAAUGUAAAUGUACUUAUUACUACCAGCCAAAGGGGUCCAAAAAAAACCGCUGCGGUUAGCCGGCCAUUCUUUGGCCGGCUAAUCGCACGGGUUUUUUUGGCGCUCUACAGAUUGGUCCUGUUUUUUUGGGGCUGCCCGGACCGUAGCGGUGAACCGGAGGAACCGGAGGUUCACCGCGGACAAAACAGCAGGCGUCCUCGGAUGCCAGCUGUGGAGUCCGCGGGGAUGCCGGUUCACCUUAUUUCGGAUUUCACCGCCAUGGAGGCCUUCACCAGCAGCUUGCUGAGUUUCCCAGAAGUGACGAUAGACGCUCUGGGAGAGGAUGAAGUUACGCUUGACUCCGUACUGCAUGGAAGAUUUACUGUUGGAAAGAGUGGACUGGCCUGGCUUGCUUGCGGGCCCCAGUUGGAGGUGGUCCAUGCAGUUACUGGCGAGCGUGUCUCCGCUUACCGCUUCAGCGGGGUGUCCGAGGAUCCGCCCACGGUGUUGGCCGUGCGGGAUUUCUGUUGGCUAAAGCGAACAGGGCUUCUCGUGGGUCUGGAGGAAGGUGAAGGCAGUAUGUUGUGCCUUUAUGAUCUUGCCAUCUCCCGUGUUGUCAAGGCUGUGGUCAUACCUGGCAAGAUAACAGCCAUUGAGCCCUUGGUUAGCUAUGGAGGGGCCAGUGCCAGCACACAGCAUCUGCAUCAGAGUCUACGUUGGUUCUUUGGAGUUGCUGCUGUGGUAACAGAUGUCGGUCACGUUUUGCUGGUUGACCUCUGUCUGGAUGACCUGUCUUGCAGGCAGAGUGAACUGGAAGCCUCAGAUUUGGAAGUGGUCUCUCCCUCUGAGAUCCCACGCUUUAGAGAGGGUGCGAUUCAGCAGGGCAGACACCUGUGCCUGCAGCUCAGCAGCCCCACAGAUACAGGGGUAACAGCGCUGCAGUAUAUACAGCGGACCAACCAGCUUGCUGUAGGCUUUGCUGAUGGCUACCUGCAGCUCUGGAACAUGAAGACCCUCAAAAAAGAAUAUCACUCACGGCUAGAGGGUGGCAGAGUGCCCGUCUACGCGUUCACGUUCCAGGAACCAGAGAAUGAUCCCCGAAACUGCUGCUAUUUGUGGGCCGUGCAGUCAGCACAGGAUCAUGAGGGGGAUGUGGUUAGCCUUCAUUUAUUACAGCUGGCCUUUGGAGAGAGAAAGUGUUUGGCCUCAGGGAAAAUUAUCUAUGAGGGUCUAGAGUAUUGUGAUGAGCGAUAUAGUCAGGACCUGAAUGGCACGGCGUUCCCACUCAGGGCUCAAACUACUAAUACUCGUUUGAUCGGCUGCCAGACUAUAGAGAAGUUUCGUCACCAUCCUGAUCGCGAUGACAGCAUGAAUGAAGCGGCAUCUCCGGAUACAAGCGUAUCAAUUUUUAGCUGGCAAGUCAAGCCUUACGGACAAAGCCAGCCAUCUACCUUCAUUGGUGUUUUUGAUAUUAACAGAUGGUACCAUGCUCAGAUGCCAGACUCACUAAGAACGGGUGAAUCUUUGAGAAAUUGUCCUUAUCUGGCAGUGUGGUCUCUUGACUCUGUGGUAGAGAUGACUGCUUCCUGUCCUCUGAUGGACCUUAUUGUUCAUGAACGCAGUCUAAGUAGGGGCCUGCCUUACACCUGCCCCCCACCAGAGCAGUUCUUUAAUCCCACAACCUACAACUUCGAUGGAAGUUGUUUGCUUAAUACUGGAAUUGUGCACUUUACUUGCUCUGGUCAUCAAAAAGAGACUCUGAGCUACUUGAAGAAGCUGGCUCCAAGUUUGGGCGACAGCAUUACUAAUGGAUACCCGCGCUGCCUUAUGUCUGGUCUCCUGUCCUCUCGUCUUGCUGAUGUCCAGCCCUCUAGCCUCUCACAGGAAGAGCAACUUGAUGCCAUCUUAUGCACCGCUGUAGAGACGAGCUCCUUGGGAUUCAUCACUGGCUGUAUUAAACAGUGGACCACUGAGGAGCAAGCGGGGGCAGCCGUGAAUUUGCGCUAUAUACUGGAGUGGGCCUGGAACAAGGUUGUGCGCACCAAAGAAGAGCUGGAUGAAAUAUCUUCUCCAGUCUUUGACAGCUUCAAAAAUUUCACAGAUCCACAAACACUUCAGCUCCUACAGCACAGUCAACGCUUGCUGGCAAACCUCAGCACCAUCUUCCAUUGUUUGCUUAAUGAUGCACAGGAGCUCACACAGAAAGGGUUGGUUGGACUCAUGAACAAAUGCAUGGUGUCCAGUUUGAUUAGUCAGUAUGCUCAGGUGGUUCUUUGGUUCUGCCGUACCGGCCUCCUUCCAGAGGGCACUGAUGAUGAUGUCCUGCAAAUAUCAAGGCCCUUUUACAGUCAUUCUAUUAUAAAGAACUACUACGUUAGCCAAAGGGAAGAGCUGCAGAGACUUGCCAAGGAUAAGUGGUGUGCGGACUGCCUAAUGAUUGACGGUCUGGUAAGGCAGUGUGGGGAGCGUCUUGUUGAACUCUGGAGAAGGGAUGAGGGUGGAACUGGACAGUAUCCUCCCCCGACACUUCAUGCAUUGCUUGAUAUAUAUCUUCUGGAAAACGUUGAGGAGUCUGCCAAACAUGCUAUUGUUAUUUAUUUGCUACUGGAUGUGAUGUACUCAUUUCCCAAUAAAAGUGGUGCGUCAGUGGAGUCUUUUCCCACCGCAUUUGGUAUUCCCAUUGGUUUAGUCAAACUGGUACAAGGCCUGUGGUUGCUGGAUCAUCAUGAUCAUGAGAGCGCUCUGGAGCUGCUCUUGCAUCCAGCCACCAGUCACUCACUUUGGAGCUGGCAACAUGAGCGUGUCCUGCAAGCUUUGAUGUGUCAGCAGAAGCACACUCUUGCUCUACGCUACUUGCAUGUGAUGAAGCCUCCACUGUGCACUACCAGCCAAGCCAAGCUUUCCCUUUCAGUCCUGCUCCAUAACAGGUGUAUUGUGGAGGCAUGGGCGUUGUUAAGGCAGCGCUGUAAUAAGUUAAACAUGGAAGAGCUGAUGAAGUUUCUCUUCAAUACGUGCCAGGAGCUAGGUCUGAUGAAAGAGCUACUGAAUCUGCCACUUGGCAUGGAAGAACAGGAGUGUUUGGAACGAUUCCUUAAAAACUCUGGAGGUUUCCAGAGUCUAGAGCUGCUAAUGGUCCACUACCUCCAGCAGGCCAAUUAUGUUUCUGCCCUUAAAGUCAACCAGACCCUCAUAAUGAACCUUGGAGUAUGUUUGGAUCCACGCCCCAGAGAGUCAGAGUAUCUUCCCUCGCCAAAUCUACCAGAGCCCUUUGUGGAACCAGUGGAACAAGAACCUAAGAACAGUGAGGAGGAAUCUAUGGAAACAUCAGCAAUGUCAAGCAAGGACUGUGUGAAAGUGGCAGUCCGAGUCAGGCCCUUUAAUAAGAGGGAACGGGAUGCAGGUAGUCGCUGUAUUAUCUCCAUGACCUCCAACAACAUCAGCAUUCAAGAUCCACGCAACCAACCCAACAGCCGCACCUUCACUUUUGACUACGCUUACUGGUCCCACAGUGGCUUCACCAGAAACAAAGAUGGUCUGUUUGUACCUGAAGAGACAGGUGGGCGCUACGCAGAUCAGGCAAAUGUGUUUCAGGGUUUGGGUCAGGGUAUCCUUGAUAAUGCACUGCAGGGCUAUAAUGCCACAUUAUUGGCAUAUGGACAGACGGGCUCUGGAAAGAGUUACUCCAUGGUUGGUUAUGGUCCAAAUAAAGGCCUGAUACCCACUCUCUGUGAAAGACUCUUUCAGUUUUUCAGGAGCACACAAGACAGCAGGCAAUGUCAGGUGUUUUUCAGCAUGUUGGAAAUUUACAACGAACAGGUUAUAGAUCUCCUAUCAAAGGCCAGCCGAUCUUCUGGUGGUCUUCGGGUACGAGAGGACCAGCAGAGGGGUUUCUACGUGGAGUGUUUGAGGCGGGUGCCCUGUGACAAUGCUGUACAGGUGGAGCAGCUGAUGGAGCAGGGAACACGCACCCGAACCACUGUGGCCACGCACAUGAACGCCAACAGCAGUUGCUCACACAUGCUCAUCAUCGUCCAACUCAAACAGAUAUUCUCAAAGGAGUGCAUCACCAAACAAUCUAACAUUAACUUGUUGGACUUGGCUGGCAGCGAGAGACAAAGGUCAUCGGGGUCAGAAGCUGACAGGCUUAAGGAAGGGACAGCUAUAAAUCUCAGUUUAACAACCCUCGGAAAUGUCAUUAGUGCUUUAGCAGACAUGGCUCUUGGGAAGAAGGUGGUUCAUAUUCCAUACAGGGACUCCAUCCUUACCAAACUAUUGCAGUCCGCCCUCGGUGGCAACAGUCGAACGGUCAUGAUUGCAACUUUAAGCCCUGCUGACAUUUGCUAUGAAGAGUCGCUCUCUACACUUCGAUAUGCAGAGAGGGCAAAGAGAAUCCAGAAUCGAGCUGUGGUGAAUGAAAGUCCUACAGAACGCUUAGUGAAGGAACUCAAAGCAGAGAAUGCCAAACUGCUGUUGAGACUGAGCCGACUGGGUCAAGAAGGUCGCAGAUCAGAUGAUGAAACGAAGGAGCUGCGACGAUUGCUGACUCAUAAUGAGCUGCAGAUCAGAGCUAUUCAGACAUUGUGGGAACAACAUCUUCAGGAGGCUCUCAAAGACUGGGAAACGCAGUAUGCCACUAUAACACAGGAACGAAGGAUGAUGCAGAUGCAUCCGUACAUAAUGAAUGUCAAUGAGGACGCUCAGCUGUCUGGCGUGGUAAAGCUUUUUAUUCAGGAUGGUGAUUGGGAUAUAGGUCUGGCAGAUAACUCACCUAGAGCUCUUUCCAUUAGGGGUUUAGGCAUCCAGGACAAACAUGCUGUGUUCUCGAAUCACCAAAGGAAAGUAUCGAUUACACCCGUCUCUGGAUCUAAGGUCAUUGUGAAUGGGAUGUCUGUAUCAAAGAUCACAGAGCUGCAGCAUUUGGAUCGACUCGUCCUUGGUUCGAACAGCACUUACCUGUUUAUUGGCUUUCCUUCGGAGCGUUCGGUAGAGGACUGGAGCCGAUACGAUUAUGACUACUUUCAGUCUGAGCUCGCGGCGGCUGAGGGCAUCCACAUUCAGUCUCUGUGUGAUGACCAGGGCCAGAAGCCGAACCAGACUGAUCCCAGUCUCCUGGCUGUCUUCUAUGACUACAUAAAACUGAUGCCCAUGGUGACCGAAGCAAAUCAAAUGAGUAAAGAGUUAAAAAAGGGAGUUGAAUUUAAAUUGGAAAUAAAGAACUUGGCGAUGUCAGACUCUAAGGGUCACGAUCUAGAGAAGGAAAUUGCUGUGAGAGUGACGUCUGUGGAGAGCAAGCAGGUAUGGAUGUGGUCCAAGGCUAAGUUUGUAAACCGCAAGUUUUUGAUGGAAGAGGUGUACCAGCAGGAAGUGGUUGGAGGUGAGGGGGCAGAUAGAGCCCCUCUUCCCCGGGACAGAGAUCCGUUCUGGGACCCACUUGAACCCCUGCACCUGGGCAGUGCUCACCUGUGGCUGCAGUCUCUGGCGUUUCGCAUACCUCUGGAGGAGCAGGUGGAAGUGGUGGGACCAGAGGGAACAGAAGAGGCUAUACUACAGGCACAGUUAGUGCCCUGUAGCCCCAUGGGAUUGCCUCUGGGUGAAGACGACAUCCUUAUUGACCCAUCAGAGCUUCUUGGGAAGCGGUUGGAUUUUCAGUUGGUUUUAGAUCAGUGUUGUGGCCUGCGUUGGGUCAAAGAGGCCCGAAACAGAGGCGUGCAAAUCGGGUUCCAGAUGUUUGACUGUCCACAGCCUCUGUACUCUCCAGCAGUGUGGCACAACGUGAACCCAUUGCUAGAUCACCGAGUUCAGUUUACUGCACGGAGAACCUCACAGGAACUCUUAAACUACUUACAGAGCAAUGCCCUUGUGCUGGAGCUGUGGGGCCUGCAGGAGGGGUGUUCUGAGUUAGUCUCCUUUAUGGAUGGGGUGAAGAUGGCCCAAGAAGAAGACAGCAUUAUUAUAGACAAGAUCAGUGCAUCAGAAAACUUGGCUGUAGAAACCGGAGGAUCUCACCUAAGUUCAUCUCUGCGUGCCCUUCAUCAGGACCUGGAACAGCUGAGGAACGCUAAUGCAGCACUGAGGAAAGAAAACAGCGCUCUAAGAGACCAGCUUCAUUCAGCCAAAAAUGGUGUGGAAAAUAACCGCGGUCGACACGAUAGAAGAGGCAGCUGCGAUGCUGAAUUCGCCAAAGCCUUAAAAGUGUUUUACCACGGCAUGACUUCCGUCAGAGGACAGCUACAGCGGCUGCGCAGACACAAACCCAGCGAAGAAGCAGAUCUGCUGGGUCUCAGACUGUUUGUGGAUGAACAUGCGUAUCUCCUAAAGGACUUUGCCGAGCAGCUGGAACAGUGUGUCACGACUCUUAAACAAGAUGUGGCUGCUAUUGUGCGCAGAAAGAGAGAGAAGUCAGGGAUUUGGUCGUAACUGCUUAAAGUACAUCUGUAGUCGGUAAUUUUAUCAUUUAAAACUCAUUUUUGAGCAUCAUGAUAGCGUAUGUAAAAGUUUUUUCAUGUGACAGUAAUUUCUUCUUGCUUUAAAACGGCUUGAAUGUAACUCUAAACUAUGCCUUAUUUAAUAUACACGGAGCUAUGAAUAUGCGAAUUAGUAACCGACUCAGACCAUAGAUAUAUUUGUAAAUAGAUGCUACAUUCUGCAGUUUCUAACACAUAACUGUUAAAUCCGUAUUGAUUACUCAAACUCCUGAUCCACUCGUUCAACUGUGAUUGGUUACAUGUUUCUGACGUUUAAAACAAGGGCAAUUAUAAACCCCUUUUUUGAGAAAAUUUUAUAGAGAAAAUACUCAUACUGAUGAAUUUGCACAUGGUUUGUCUUUAAGUAUAUUAAAACACCACAAAGAUACAUAAACAAUAAAAACUAUUUUUUUCCCAAGGGAACUUAAACCUAUCAGCCCAAAUGAACCUGUGUAGACCUAUGAGCAUGCUUAUUGUUGAUUACAAGAUUUACCCGAUUUAAUUUUUUCAGUUGGGCAAAUAUUUGCUUGCCUUCUGGAAUCAUUAACACACUGAUUUAAAAAAUCUUAAAAUAUGUUCAGAGUGGGAAAAUAUUAACUAUUUUUUAAACAGAAGUAUAUAGUAAUGAUUAAAUAGCAGACAGUUAACUCUUUCGCCGCCAUUGACGAGAUAUCUCGUCAAUCAAGAGAAAACGCUUCCAUGCCAAUGAUGAGUAUUUCCGGCUUUCCGCAAUACCGCAAUUAUCCAUCAGGUGGCGCCCUUCCGCAACUUUUUAAACCCGGAAGUAUUGCCUCUGGCAAGCGGCUGCAUGUCCGUGUCUGUUUUAAAGAUCACUCUGAAUGGGAUCUCUAUGAAAAGUCCGUCACAAAAAUGGAAUUAUCUAUUUGCUCAAAAUGUGGUGUUUUUGCAGAAACCUACCCAUAUUCAAAAGCUGACUACAAAAGAACUACUGAAGGUAGGAUGAA
Molecule: messenger RNA, 7835 nt
Organism: Misgurnus anguillicaudatus (oriental weatherfish)
Lineage: Eukaryota; Metazoa; Chordata; Actinopteri; Cypriniformes; Cobitidae
Source: RefSeq, a predicted model, not a curated record